Malania oleifera is the source of this 2016-nucleotide messenger RNA. RefSeq lists its product as uncharacterized. The transcript has 3 exons. Gene Ontology annotation, biological process: DNA integration. Gene Ontology annotation, molecular function: nucleic acid binding. Lineage: Eukaryota; Viridiplantae; Streptophyta; Magnoliopsida; Santalales; Ximeniaceae. Bases 1 to 2016 code for a protein of 671 amino acids. The record is from RefSeq and is a predicted model, not a curated record.
AUGAUCAUUGAUGGUGGAAGCUACAUGAAUGUAAUUUCAAAAUCAGCUUCAGAAAAAUUGAAUCUAAAAGUUGAACCUCAUCCCCAACCUUACAAAGUUGCUUGGGUAAAUGCUGCAACCAUGCCCGUUGGCUAUAGGAGCCUAGUCCCCAUUAAGAUUGCAGAUUAUGAGGAUGAAAUUUGGUGUGAUGUCCUUCCCAUGGAUGUUGCUCACAUUCUUUUAGUAAGACCUUGGCUAUAUAAUCUUGAUGUUGCACACAAUGGCAUAGCCAAUACCUAUACUUUUAGGUGUAAUGGCAAGAAAAUUGUCUUGAGUCCUCUAGAUCCCAAGAAGGACAAACAUGACAAGGAGAAGAAAUGUUUGAAAAGAAAAGAGAGAUAUGGAACUUCCUUGCAUAUCCUAAGAAAGAAGCAAUUCGAACAAGAGAGCAAGGAGACUCAGUUUGUUUACAUCGUAGUGACCAAAGAAAAUGACUCCUCUAAUCUAGGACCUAAGACAUCACCUAUACAUUCUGAAUUUAGUGAUGUUAUCUCCAAGCCUUUAAAUGAAUUAUCACCAAUGAGAGAUAUUCAACAUGCUAUAGAUUUAGUUCCAGGAGCCUCUUUGCUUAACUUGCCUCACUAUAGGAUGAACCCUAAAGAACAUGAGGAACUAAAAGGGCAAGUAGACGAGUUGAGAAGUAAGGGAUUUAUUCAAGAGAGUAUGAGCCCAUGUGCAUGUCCCACCCUUCUCACUCCAAAGAAAGAUGGCACGUGGAGAAUGUGCAUUGAUAGUAGAGCCAUUAACAAGAUAAGCAUCAAAUAUAGGUUUUCUAUACCCAGUCAAAUAAGGAAAGAACACUUAGAUCACCUAAGGAAAGUGUUUGAAGUCCAAAAUAUGUAUGCAAAUCUAAAGAAGUGCACUUUCAUGAAUCCUCAGGUAAUUUUCUUAGGAUUUGUAGUAUCUGAGAGCAGAGUUACUGUUGACCCCAAGAAGGUCAAGGCCAUCCAAGAUUGGUCUACUCCUAGAAACAUUCAAGAGGCCCGGAGCUUCCGUGGGUUAGCCACAUUCUAUAGGAGUUUGAUUAGGAAUUUCAGCACCAUCAUGGCACUCAUAACCAAUUGUCUAAAGAAAGGAGAAUUUUUGUGGCCUAAGGCUGCAACCAAAGCUUUCUUAGACAUAAAAGAGCGGAUGACCAAAGCCCUUGUGCUACACCUCCUGAAUUUUCCGAAAGUGUUUGAAGUGGCUUGUGAUGCCUCUAGUGUUGGCAUAGGAGGGGUGUUGAGUCAAGAGGGCCACCCAGUACCCUUCUUCAGUGAAAAGCUAAAUGAUGCAAAGCAACGUGGUGCUGCAGGUCACUUUGGUAGGGAUAAGACCAUCGCUAUGGUAGAGGAUAGGUUCUUUUGGCCUAGUCUUAAGAGGGACAUAGCAAAAGUUGUUUCACAGUGUGGAACUUGCCAAUCUGCAAAGGGGAGAAAGCAUAAUAUUGGUCUUUACACUCCUUUACCCAUACCCCACACCCCUUGGCAAGACAUUAGUAUGGAUUUUGUGUUAGGACCCCCUAGGACUGCUAGGAAGAAUGACUCCAUGUUUGUUGUUGUGGAUAGGUUCCCCAAAAUGUCUCAUUUCAUUCCAUGCAACAAAACAUAUGAUGCUUCAAAGUUUACUUCCAUAUUUUUCAGGGAAGUGGUGAGAUUGCAUGGUCUUCCCAAGACCAUUGUUUCAAAUAAGGAUGUGAAAAUUUUUAGCUAUUUAUGGAAAACUUUGUGGGCAAUACUAGGUACUAAGCUUCAGUUCUUGAGUGCUUACCAUCCCCAAAAUGAUGGCCAAAGCGAGGUAGUUAAUAGGAGUCUAAGAGACCUAUUAAGAUGCCUUGUAGGAGACAACAUAAGCUCAUGGGAUUUGUGUCGUCUGAUGGUGGAAUUUGCAUUCAAUGGCUCAGUAAAUAGAACCACAGGAUUGAGUCCUUUUCAGUUUUUCACGGGAUAUCAAUAUAGCAAGCCUAUAGAUCUUGUCCCAUUACCUCCACAAGUUUGA